Messenger RNA from Helianthus annuus (common sunflower), 1532 nucleotides. RefSeq names its product putative F-box protein At3g52320. Lineage: Eukaryota; Viridiplantae; Streptophyta; Magnoliopsida; Asterales; Asteraceae. The coding region runs from base 70 to 1152 and encodes 360 amino acids. The transcript has 3 exons. Gene Ontology annotation, molecular function: protein binding. The record is from RefSeq and is a predicted model, not a curated record.
UUUUCCGUUCCUUUUAUCUCUGAUAAACUCCAGCCCUAAAAUCCAUCUUUCAUAAUCCGAAUCAAAAUCAUGUCAGACCAUAUACCCUUCGAACUCCAAUCGGAAAUCAUGAAAAGGUUCCCUGCGAAAUCAUUGAUUCGAUUCAGAUCGGUGUGCAAAGCAUGGAAGUCUCUGAUCGAGAGCUCUGAUUUCAUUACACAUUACAGCGGCCAACAACAUCUGAUAGUAAGGUCUCUUAAUUCUUCUGAGACAAAUUACGUGUCAAUUGUUGAUGACGAUCAUACUUUUCCCCACCAGAAAGUUUCGGUGACUUUUCCCCCAUUGCUCAAGAAUCCCAAGGAUCCUAGCAUAAUUCGCAGCUCUCACGGCUUGCUUUGUUUCUACGAUUCUUAUCCUCCCGGAGGCAGGGCUGUUAUCUGGAAUCCUAGUAUUAGAAAAUCAGUUGUUGUCGAUGUACCUCCUAGUGGGAAUUAUGUGCGUACCGUUGUAGGUUUUGGAGUUUGUCAUCAGACUAUGGAUCCUAAGAUUCUGAAAAUUACACGUACUACAAGCUUAAGCCCCUGGCAAACUGAGGUGUUUACAUUAAGCACAAGGGCUUGGAGAAGUCUAUCUAGCGGUGAUUUCCCUCGUAAAUCAAUUUGUAUGUACUGGAGUCAGGUGGUUGUAGAUGGGUGUCUUUAUUGGCUUGCUCGUGAUAGUAUUACCGUGGAUGGUAAAGUUACGACUUAUGAUUUGAUUAUCUCAUUUGAUCUGACAAGUGAAGAGUUUGGAGAAGUAAACCUUCCGUUUAGAUUAGCCCACCCUCAUUGUAAUUUGUUCAUGUAUAAGCUAAGGGAGUCCCUCGUUGUGAUUAAACUUAGUCCAAAGGUCCAUAAGCAAGCUCACCAUGUAUGGAUGUUGGAGAAAGAUGGUGUUACAAAAUCGUUUAUAAAGCUCUACACUAUUACUAGUCAGUCACCAGACAUAUCAAUACCUUAUGUAAGGGGAUUUAGGAAGACAGGUGAACCUUUAACUGAAGUUGUUUUACAUUCUGGCUCCACUAGAAUACUUGCUGCUUAUGAACCCUACUCUAAAUCCAUCACUAAUCUUGGGAUUAAUGGAAGACAUUUUUUUGUGGAAUCUGACUACAUGGAAACACUACUUCUGCUUUGAUUAGCCUCUUUUCAUGCCUGCUUUUGAACUUUACAAACAAGGGUAAGUAUUCUGAGAGCUAAAAAAGAGGUUGCAAAAUGGCUGAUGGCUGGUUCAUGUGAAAAUGAAAAGUUUGAGCAUGGCCGGAAGGAGUGUGUUUGGAGCUUUUUAGAGAACUUUGCUUAGCCAACGCAAUGAAAUACUUUCCAAGCCUUUAUAUAUUUUCAUUUGAAUGUUGAAUCGUUUGAUUUUAGUUUGUGGAGUUAUGAUUCGUCUUACGAAAUUUGUUGUUCCGUUUUUUUUAUCUCUGGUUUAAGGUAAGUUGUUCCUGGAUUGAAGUGAAGUAUUCUAGAUCUGUUGUAUUCUAGCUUUGUUGUUUGAUUACUGAAUAAGUUGAUUUA